Acomys russatus (golden spiny mouse) is the source of this 1481-nucleotide messenger RNA. It is a transcript of the gene Plpp4, whose product is annotated as phospholipid phosphatase 4. Bases 666 to 1481 code for a protein of 271 amino acids. Gene Ontology annotation, biological process: phospholipid metabolic process. Gene Ontology annotation, molecular function: phosphatidate phosphatase activity. The record is from RefSeq and is a predicted model, not a curated record. NCBI's taxonomy places the organism in Eukaryota, Metazoa, Chordata, Mammalia, Rodentia, Muridae. The transcript is spliced from 7 exons.
AAGAAUUUGAGGUUGGUAACGUGUAGGGAGGCCAGAAAUCAGGAAAGAAGAAGCGCUCUCAAGCAGAGCCAGAGGAUACCAAGACUGCCCUAAGUGUGAUAGAAUCCCCAAAGCGCCCAUCUACUUCAUGCCCACGUGCGGGCCUGUGAGGAAAGAGCAGAGAAGAGCAGGAGUCACCGCCGCCGGCUGGAGAGGAGGCGCGCCACGGCCGGCCGCCGGCAGAGCGUGUUGCUGGGCGCCGAGCCUAGGGACCGACCUGCAGCUGGGAAGCCGCGCAGCGCGCCAGGAGGCGGCAGCAAUGACAGCGGGGCUUCCCCAGGCUUCCCCUAGCCGGUCCUAGGCGCCGGGCAUAAGCCCAGGACAAGGAAACGGCACUGAGCACAAGUGAUCAGGAAGUCCCGGAGGCGCCCCGGAUCGGCGCAAUCGCGAGUGGAGGAACCCGAAGAGGCAGUGCAGUGUCUGAGUGUCUGGGUGUCCAGGAGCCCAGAACCGGAGGUUGGGGCUGAGCCCUCCACGCCGCCCCCACCUAGCGCCCGCCUCCCACCCCCGCCCGGGGCCUGCAGCGAGCCUCCCUCACCGCCCAGGCUCUGGCGAACCGCUCCGGCCGAGCCCUGGGAGCCACGGACAGCGUCAGCUGCCGUUGCGGGAGCUACUCCGGCUGCACAAUGCGGGAGCUGGCCAUCGAGAUCGGGGUGCGAGCCCUGCUCUUUGGGGUCUUCGUUUUUACAGAGUUUUUGGAUCCAUUCCAGAGAGUCAUCCAGCCAGAAGAGAUAUGGCUCUAUAAAAAUCCUUUGGUGCAAUCUGACAACAUCCCAACCCGCCUCAUGUUUGCAAUUUCUUUCCUCACACCCUUGGCUGUUAUUUGUGUGGUGAAAAUUAUCCGGCGGACAGACAAGACUGAAAUUAAGGAAGCCUUCUUAGCGGUGUCCUUGGCUCUUGCUUUGAAUGGAGUCUGCACAAACACUAUUAAAUUGAUAGUGGGAAGACCUCGCCCCGAUUUCUUUUACCGCUGCUUUCCAGAUGGGGUGAUGAACACGGAGAUGCACUGCACAGGUGACCCUGACCUGGUGUCGGAGGGCCGCAAAAGCUUCCCCAGCAUCCAUUCUUCCUUUGCCUUCUCGGGCCUUGGUUUCACAACGUUCUACCUGGCUGGCAAGCUGCACUGCUUCACAGAGAGUGGGCGGGGGAAGAGCUGGCGGCUCUGUGCCGCCAUCUUGCCCUUGUACUGUGCCAUGAUGAUCGCCCUGUCCCGCAUGUGUGACUACAAGCAUCAUUGGCAAGAUUCUUUUGUUGGCGGGGUGAUCGGCCUCAUUUUUGCCUAUAUUUGCUACCGACAGCACUAUCCUCCUUUGGCCAACACAGCGUGCCACAAACCGUAUGUCAGCCUCCGAGUGCCUGCUUCACUGAAGAAGGAGGAGAGGCCUACAGCCGACAGCGCACCCAGCUUGCCUCUGGAGGGGAUCACUGAGGGCCCCGUAUGA